Messenger RNA from Sarcophilus harrisii (Tasmanian devil), 2391 nucleotides. Its product is annotated as solute carrier family 22 member 11-like. The transcript has 10 exons. Gene Ontology annotation, cellular component: membrane. The record is from RefSeq and is a predicted model, not a curated record. Gene Ontology annotation, biological process: transmembrane transport. The coding region runs from base 1 to 1647 and encodes 548 amino acids. Gene Ontology annotation, molecular function: transmembrane transporter activity. Lineage: Eukaryota; Metazoa; Chordata; Mammalia; Dasyuromorphia; Dasyuridae.
AUGACUUUCGAGGAUCUCCUACCUGAAGUUGGAGAACAGGGCAGAUUCCAGCUCCUUCAGGCCCUCACUUUUGUUCUCCCUAUAAUAUUUCUAGGGACCCAUUUUCUGAUCGAGAACAUCACUGCUUUUGUCCCUCCACAUCGCUGCUGGGUGCGCUUCCUUGACAAUACCUCGGCUUUGCUCAAUGUGAGUGAGAACCUCAAUUACAGUUCCCUACUAAAGCUUUUCAUCCCCCUGGAUUCCGAUGGGAAAUUAGAGAGUUGUCGCCGGUUCUCCCGGCCACAGUGGCAGCUCUUGCCCCCGAAUGUCACAGGGCAAAACCUGAGCCACCUGGAGUCGGAGCCAUGUGUGGAUGGCUGGGUCUAUAACCAAAGCAUCUUCACUUCUUCCAUCGUGACUGAGUGGAACCUGGUGUGUGACUCAAAGUCACUGAGGUCCUUGUCUCAGAUGCUAUUUUUGUUUGGGAUUCUUCUGGGAUUUCUCAUAAUGGGAUAUCUCUCAGACAAGUUUGGGCGAAAACGGAUACUGUCUUUAAGUUACUUCUUGUUUGCUGUCUCCAGCACCGGGGCUGCCUUUGCCCAGGCAGUGCUGGUUUACUGUUGCUUUCGCUUCCUGAUUGGAUUUUUCAUGGCAGGAAUUUUCCUUUGCAGCUCCUCACUCGUUAUGGAAUGGACGACCACCCAGCACCGGUCCCCACUAGCUGUCAUGAUAUCCUUACUGGUCAGCGUGGGCCAUCUGUUUAUUGGGUUCCUUUCCUAUGGCAUCCAAGAAUGGCGCAAACUCCAGCUGAUAGUGUCUGCUCCCUUCUUUUUCUUCCUCCUGACCAACUGGUGGUUGUUAGAAUCUCCCAGAUGGCUGAUUGUCAACAAUAAAUUCGAUGAUGCCUUAAAGAUGCUCAGAAAAGCUGCAAAAAUCAAUGGAAAAAAGGAUAAAUCCCUGACUAUAGAGGAUUUGAAAUCCGCCAUGAAGAAGGAGUUGUCUGCAAGCCAGACCCAUAACACCAUGUUGGAUUUGGUUCGCUCACCCAUCCUGCUUAGACGAAUGCUCUGUAUGUCUUUUACAAGUUUCUCAAUAGGAAUACUUUUUUAUGGACUCACACUAAAUCUUCAGGAGUUGGGGUACAAUGUUAAAAUCCUCCAGAUUACUUUAGGAUUUUCCAGCUUCCUAUCCAGGUGUGGAACCAUUUUCAUAAUGAAUUACUUUGGCCGUCGAACGAUAACAAUACCUUGCCUCUUCUUUGCUGGACUGUUCACGCUUCUCUGUACAUUUAUGCCUCAAGGAAUUUUGCGGGCGACUUUGACAAUGCUAGGAAUCAACUGUCUCGUGAUCUGCAUUUCGUGUAAUUCUGUCUAUCACACUGAGCUCCUCCCCACUAUAGUCAGGAACAGGUACAAGGGAAUCGUUCUCACCAUAGAUCGGAUGGGGGCAAUGCUGGCCCCAGUGGUUAGUAUACUCAAGCACUAUAUUCCAGCCCUGCCAUUGAUCAUCUUUGCACUCCUAAGCAUCACUGCCAGCUUUGCGGUCUUCUUCCUCCCUGAAACCCAAAAUAAACCAAUGCCUGACACCAUCCAAGACCUAGAAUGUGGACAUUCAAGAGAAGAAGCAAGAGCUGAGGGUGACCCCAUGGCGAAAGUAAGCCAAUUUUAGGAUUACUCCCAGGAAUCUAAUUAAGAAGAAAAUGAUGCUAGUCUAACCCAGAGUUUCCUCUUCUCCUGGUGGGGAGGAGACGCAUCCAGCCUUUACAGCACCAGUGAUCCUGUUUGGAUUUCAGGUUUCCAAGAGGUUUUAGUAGUGCAAAUCAAUCACUAAGCCUUAAUUAAACACUUGCUAAUCAUCUCUGUACCACCUCACAAUGGCUAAUAUGACAAAAAAAGGGGGGAUGUGGGAAAAGUGGGACACUAAUACACUAUUGGUGGAGUGGAUCCAUCCAUUCUGGAGAGCAAUUUGGAACUGUGCCUGAAGGUCAAUCAAACUGUUUAUACUUUCUGAUUCAGUAACACCCGUACUAAAUCUACAUCUCAAAGAGGUUUUGUUGUGUGCUUUUUUAAAAUGGGAAAAAGACUAUUUGUACAAAAAUAUUUAUAGCAGCUCUUUUAAUGGUGGCAAAAAAAAAUAGGAAACUGAGGAGAUGUCAAUCAAUUGAAGAGUAGCUGAAAAGUUGUGGUAUAUGAUUAUGAUGGAAUAUUAUUGUGCUAUAAGAAAUGAUAAGCAAAGUGCUUUCUAAAAGCUUGGAAACACACAUGAACUGAUGGAAAGUGAAGUGAGCAAAAUCAGAACCUUAUACACGACAACAGCAUCAUUGUAUGAUCAUGUAUGAUCAAUCAUGAAUGACCUAGCUAUUCCCAGCAAUAAAAUGAUCCAAGACAAUCCAAAGGUGUCGUGUGAAAAAAU